Molecule: messenger RNA, 1398 nt
Organism: Gadus macrocephalus (Pacific cod)
Lineage: Eukaryota; Metazoa; Chordata; Actinopteri; Gadiformes; Gadidae
Product: alcohol dehydrogenase class-3 chain L
Exons: 9
Coding region: 93-1286 (397 amino acids)
Biological process (GO): formaldehyde catabolic process
Cellular component (GO): cytosol
Molecular function (GO): S-(hydroxymethyl)glutathione dehydrogenase [NAD(P)+] activity; zinc ion binding
Source: RefSeq, a predicted model, not a curated record
GUUGCAUGUGCAUGUCGACCGUUUCCAUGGGCUUGACCGUUUCCUGGGCCGUGGUGGUCAGCUGACAUGUGGGUGUGGCGCCACACCACACGAUGACUAUAAAUUCGAUCUCACUUUGGAUCGGUUACAGAUCAAAGUUUUUGCGGCGUCUAAAAAUGGCAAAUGUCGGGAAGACAAUACGAUGCAGAGCUGCCGUGGCGUGGGAGGCUGGGAAACCUCUCUCCAUGGAGGAGGUGGAAGUGGCUCCACCGCAGGCUGGAGAAGUCCGUGUUAAGAUUGUGGCCACGGGGAUCUGCCACACUGACGCCUACACCCUGAGCGGCUCUGACCCCGAGGGCGUGUUCCCCUCCGUUCUGGGACACGAGGGUGCUGGGAUCGUCGAGAGUGUUGGCGAGGGAGUGACAAAGUUCAAAUCAGGUGAUGCAGUGAUCCCCCUCUACGUCCCGCAGUGUGGAGAGUGCAAGUUCUGCAAGAAUCCCAAAACUAACUUGUGUCAAAAGAUCAGGCUGACACAAGGCAAAGGCCUAAUGCCCAACGGGACCUCGCGCUUCUCAUGCAACGGCCAGAGCCUGUUCCACUUCAUGGGUUGCAGCACCUUUUCAGAGUACACCGUCGUGGCUGACAUAUCUCUUGCCAAAGUGCAUGAGAAGGCCCCUCUGGAUAAGGUUUGCCUGCUGGGCUGUGCCAUUUCUACCGGCUACGGAGCCGCUCUCAACACUGCCAAGGUGGAGGCGGGAUCGACCUGUGCUGUUUUCGGUCUCGGCGCUCUGGGUCUUGCAGUCAUCAUGGGGUGCCAGGCGGCCGGGGCUGGCCGAAUCAUCGCCAUUGAUGUCAACCCAGAUAAAUUCCGUAUCGCUAAAGAGUUCGGUGCCACUGAUCUGGUGAACCCUAAAGAUCACAGCAAGCCCGUCGAGCAGGUCCUGGUGGAGAUGACAGACGGCGGGGUUGACUACUCUUUUGAGUGUGUAGGAAACACAGCGAUCAUGAGAGCAGCCCUUGAAGCCUGUCAUAAAGGCUGGGGUACCAGUGUGAUCAUCGGGGUGGCGGCCGCAGGGCAGGAGAUCUCCACACGCCCCUUCCAGCUGGUUACUGGGCGCACAUGGAAAGGCACAGCAUUUGGAGGGUAUAAGAGUGUUGAAAGCGUCCCAAAACUCGUUGAAGAAUAUAUGAACAAAAAGUUGAAGGUGGAUGAAUUUGUGACCCACACUCUGCCCUUUGAGAAGAUCCAUGAGGGUUUUGAUCUCAUGGGUGCUGGGAAAUGUAUUCGUGUCGUACUCAACUACUAGAUACACCGAAGGCCACAACACCAUUUUACCUAAUGAUGGAAGGAACAUUUUAUGAAUUUCCUAGAGGAUUUGAAGACAUUAAAAUAUGAAUUAAAUUGGAAUGUUAUGCCGA